This is a messenger RNA of Dipodomys ordii (Ord's kangaroo rat), 2992 nucleotides long. It is a transcript of the gene Ahr, whose product is annotated as aryl hydrocarbon receptor. The transcript is spliced from 11 exons. Gene Ontology annotation, molecular function: transcription cis-regulatory region binding; nuclear receptor activity; protein dimerization activity. Gene Ontology annotation, cellular component: nucleus; aryl hydrocarbon receptor complex. The record is from RefSeq and is a predicted model, not a curated record. The coding region runs from base 109 to 2679 and encodes 856 amino acids. Gene Ontology annotation, biological process: regulation of transcription by RNA polymerase II. Lineage: Eukaryota; Metazoa; Chordata; Mammalia; Rodentia; Heteromyidae.
GGUGGAGCGGGCGCGGCUCCUCGGGACGCGGCGCCGGCCGGCCGUCGCUGGGUCCGGGACACCGGGCUGCUCGUGCCUGAGAAAGGAGCCGCCGCGGGUCUGGACACAAUGAACAGCGGCAGCGCCAACAUCACCUAUGCCAGUCGCAAGCGGCGGAAGCCGGUGCAGAAAACAGUAAAGCCAAUUCCAGCUGAAGGAAUCAAGUCAAAUCCUUCCAAGCGACAUCGAGACCGACUUAAUACAGAAUUGGACCGUUUGGCUAGCCUGCUACCUUUUCCACAAGAUGUUAUUAAUAAGCUUGACAAACUUUCUGUACUUAGGCUCAGUGUCAGUUAUCUGAGAGCCAAGAGCUUCUUUGACGUUGCGUUAAAAUCUUCCUUCGUGGACAGAAAUGGAAUCCAGGAUAAUGGUACAGCAAAAUUGAGAGACAUGAACUUGCAAGAAGGAGAAUUCUUAUUACAAGCUCUGAAUGGCUUUGUAUUGGUUGUCACUACAGAUGCUUUAGUCUUUUAUGUUUCCUCUACUAUCCAAGAUUACCUGGGGUUUCAACAAUCUGAUGUCAUACAUCAGAGUGUGUAUGAACUUAUCCAUACUGAAGAUCGAGCUGAAUUUCAGCGUCAGUUACAUUGGUCAUUAAACCCUCCACAAGAGUCUGGACAAGGAAUUGAUGAAGCUCAUGGCCUAACACAGGCAGGAGUCUAUUAUACCUCAGAACAGCUUCCUCCAGAAAACACUCCGUUUAUGGAGAGGUGCUUCAUAUGCCGGCUAAGGUGUCUGCUGGACAAUUCAUCUGGUUUUCUGGCAAUGAAUUUCCAAGGGAGAUUAAAGUAUCUUCAUGGACAGAACAAGAAAGGGAAGGAUGGAUCUAUGCUUCCUCCUCAGUUGGCUUUGUUUGCAAUUGCUACUCCACUUCAGCCACCAUCCAUACUGGAAAUUCGAACCAAAAACUUUAUCUUUAGAACAAAACACAAACUGGACUUCACACCAACUGGUUGUGAUGCUAAGGGACAAAUUGUUUUAGGAUACACCGAAGCCGAGCUUUGUGCAAGAGGCUCAGGAUAUCAGUUCGUCCAUGCAGCUGACAUGCUGUAUUGUGCUGAAUUACAUGUCCGAAUGAUUAAGACUGGAGAAAGUGGCAUGACCGUUUUCAGACUUCUUGCAAAACACAAUCGAUGGACAUGGGUCCAGUCUAAUGCACGCUUAGUUUAUAAAAAUGGACGACCAGAUUAUAUCAUCGCAACUCAGAGACCUCUAACAGAUGAAGAAGGAAGAGAUCAUUUACAAAAACGGAAUUUGACCCUGCCUUUUAUGUUUACCACCGGAGAAGCUAUGCUCUAUGAGUUAACCAGUCCAUUUCCUACUAUAAUGGAUCCCUUACCAGUAAGGACUAAGAGCAGCAACACUAGUGGAAGAGACUGUGCUACCAAAUCGACUCUAAGUAAGGAUUCACUCCAUCCCAGUUCCCUUCUGGGUUCCAUGAUGCAACAGGAUCAAUCUAUUUAUCUCUAUCCUGCUUCAAACACAACACCUUUAGAAAGCGUUUUUAAGGAUUCUAUGAGUGAAUUUGGUAAUUGGCAAAACAGUAUUGCACCAAUGGAAAAUGCUUCCAUUCUGAAACAUGAGCACAUUGGACAAUCUCAGGAAAUUAACCCAAUGCUCUCUGGAGGUCACACAGGGCUGUUUCCAGAUAAUAAAAAUAGUGAAUUAUACCACACUAUGAAAAACCUAGGCAUUGAUUUUGAAGAUAUCAAACAGAUGCAGAAUGAAGAAUUUUUUGGAAAUGACUUUUCUGGUGAGGUUGACUUUAGAGACAUUGACCUAACAGAUGAAAUUCUAACCUAUGUCCAAGAUUCCUUAAAUAAGUCUACCUUCCAGAGUGCAGAUUACCAAGAACAGCAGCCUGUGGGUCUGAACUCAAGUUGUAUGCUACAGGAACGCCUGCAGUUAGAGCAGCAGCAGCAGCAGCAGCAGCCGCAGCAGCAGCAGCUAUGCCAGUACCCUCAACAGCAGAAGAAGGCGGUGGUAGAGCCCCAGCAACAAUUGUGCCAGCAAAUGAGGAAUAUGCAAGUUAAUGGCAUGUUUGCAAAUUGGAACUCUGAUCAGUCCAUGCCUUUCAGUUGUCCUCAGCAAGACCUACAACAGUGCAAUGUUUUUUCAGAUUUACAAGGGGCUCAUCAAGAGUUCCCCUACAAAUCUGAGAUUGACACUAUGCCUUACACACAGAACUUCAUUUCCUGUAAUCAGUCUGUUUUACCACAACAUUCCAAGUGUACACAGUUGGACUUUCCCAUGGGGAACUUUGAACCAUCCCUCUACCCUACUCCUUCUUCUAAUUUAGAAGAUUUUGUCACUUGUUUACAAGUUCCUGAAAACCAAAAGCCUGGAAUAAAUUCCCAGUCAACCAUCAUAACUCCCCAGACAUGUUAUUCUGGGACCAAUUCAAUGUAUCAAUGCCAGCCAGCCCCUCAACACACCCACAUGGAGCAGAUGCCAUACAACCCAACUUUCCCAGGCCCACAGACAUUCUUGAACAAGUUUCAGACUGGAGGAGUAAAUGAAACAUUCCCAGCUGACUUAAAUAACAUGAGUCACAUGCAGACUGCCCCUCAUCUUCAGCCCCUUACUCAUCCAUCAGAUGCCAAACCUUUCCCUCACCUAACUUCCAGCAGAUUCCUCUAACUCCAAGCCUGAUUUUCAUCUUCACUUUUGUAUCAAAUUCGUUUGUGGUGGAUCACAAAAGUAAUGCUAUUGUUGGACAUAUCGGCACUGUUCUUCCAAACCAGAUUUUAAUAUUUGUUUGUAGAACCUGAGUUAAAUAUCCAUUUUAUACACAGUAAUCUUUGAAAUAGAAGCACACAUCUGUGUAAAGAUGCCUUCUGAGUUCCUAUCACUCAGCCAGCACCACAGGAGUCACCAAGUGCAUUCAUUAUCUUCCACUCUCUCAGAAGACUUGACGUGACUUACUGCUGUCAGAAUAAAAAUGAAGUACUUU